GAAGCCGCUGUCUCGGAAAACACCGGUCAGGCUGACUGUUGGCCCAACAGCGCCCGACAGAGAUUUCAAGGCCACGUCGAGCGAUUGAUGAGGGAGGAGCACGGGAACUGGCUGACGGAAAGAGAGAAAAAUAACAGCGGGCGCGCAUCUGUUGAAUGGUGCGUACCAUGGCCGGCUUGCCUCGACAUGGACAAUGAGGAACGCAGGCGGCGGAAGAUAUGGAGCCCAUCCAUCGAUUGGUUGCAAAGAAAUGCAGCCUUGUUAAUGCCUUAGGCUUAAAUGCCACGUCACUCGUUCGUCAUUGUGGCAUUUCGGAUUUGUAGGCAGGGAGUAGCCUGGCCGGUUUCGUGGUAGAUUUCGAGCAGCAUGCAAUGAGCCAGUAUCCAUAUCAUCAAGACUUUAUCCACAUCCCCGUAGUGGGGGGUGCUUCCCAACCUGCGAAUGUCUAUUUCACAGCGCCUCUGCCCCAUGAGCCCGUUGAGCGAUUCCAGUGGGAGCCCUCGGGCCUUCAAGCAAAGCCGACUAUUCUGUUCGGCCUGGCCCCUCUAGAUGGAGGGACCGAGGAGCUUCAACGCAACGCUCGUGCAUCGAUAGCAUGGGUGCAGCCAACGCCGGCAGCCGGGAUGACAUGGGACCUCGGCAUGCCAGCUGAGUGUGCUGCGCUGUGUGCGACGAUCGAAAGGGACCGCCGGUUCCGACAUGUCAGAAUGACCAAACAACCUGGCGUCUACCAGCUUGAACCAGGUGGUAUUAUUUGGGUGGAAUCGGGCUUUCUGGGACUUUGUGUUCUCUUGCAAGAGAGGGAUGCCAAUGUCCAACUUGUGUCCUACAAGAAGCAGUCUUUGUGCAAUUGCAUCUGGCCAGUAGGUCACAUCUUGUACCUCACUGCAACGGGGAUCCAGUCGGAGCAGCGGAUCAAACUUGCACUUCUAUUAUUCAAGGUAGAGCCCUACCAGCUAUAGAUCCUUCAUUGUUCCUGCAGCGCAGAACAGGCCGCUGCGCCAUUCCAAGAGAUCAUCUUCUCGGAGCGCACCGCGGCGUGGCUGACUGCGCACUCCGAGAAGACGCUCAAUGUCUUCAAGCUCCAAGUGUCCUUGUGAGCCCGUGACUGCAAAGGCUCUCAUGGCCGCUUCCUCUCUC
Ilyonectria robusta is the source of this 1140-nucleotide messenger RNA. RefSeq lists its product as uncharacterized. Lineage: Eukaryota; Fungi; Ascomycota; Sordariomycetes; Hypocreales; Nectriaceae. Bases 372 to 962 code for a protein of 196 amino acids. The record is from RefSeq and is a predicted model, not a curated record. The transcript is spliced from 2 exons.